AUUCCAUGCCAUGCAUGCACACACACAAACAAGGACGACAAGCCGAGUGCAAGCCAUAGGGUUGCACCAACAAGCUCCAAAUCUUCGUUCGCGUUUUCACCAGCUCAACAUCAACAGUUUCAAUUUCUGCAACAGCAGCAACAAACGCAACAACAGCUUCAGCAACAGCACCAGAAUUAGCAGCAACAAGAGCAACAGCAAUUUCCGCAGCAGCAGAUCUCUUUUACUAGACCUGUUUUUCAGGCACCAAACCUUUUAGGCAAUACACAGAUCAAGACAAC
Closterium sp. NIES-67 is the source of this 281-nucleotide messenger RNA. Lineage: Eukaryota; Viridiplantae; Streptophyta; Zygnematophyceae; Desmidiales; Closteriaceae. The record is from the annotation of a GenBank genome assembly.